Molecule: messenger RNA, 678 nt
Organism: Scylla paramamosain (green mud crab)
Lineage: Eukaryota; Metazoa; Arthropoda; Malacostraca; Decapoda; Portunidae
Exons: 7
Coding region: 1-678 (225 amino acids)
Biological process (GO): autophagy of mitochondrion; autophagy of peroxisome; positive regulation of protein phosphorylation
Cellular component (GO): Atg1/ULK1 kinase complex; phagophore assembly site membrane
Molecular function (GO): molecular adaptor activity; protein kinase binding
Source: RefSeq, a predicted model, not a curated record
AUGGAUGCAGGGAACUGGGGUGGCACAGGAUCACUCCUGAGCCAGGCCUUUGGAUCGGCAACUCCUGUAGAAGGGUGCGCCAUCCGAUGUCACCUCUCAAGGCUUCAACUGCUGUGCCCCUCGGUGGACUCAGCCCGUUUCUACUUGACUUUGAACCAACAUAAACCACAACAAACAGACGCCAUAUUGGUUGUGUACCCCUUGAUCCUAGAGAGACCAAGGGAGAGAGACGAGUUAAAGGAAGAUCUCAAUUUACUACUGAACUACAAAGGGAGCGAGGAAUGUGACAAAAAGGGAGCAGCUCUGUUGAAGAACCAGGACAGGGCAGGGAAGGUGAAUGGCCCAUCUAUAUUCCCUGACCUCUGCACUUCACACCGCAAGAAUUUGAUGCACAUGUUGAAAAACCAUCAAAAGCUGCAAGACAUCAAAAGGAGAUGCAUCAAGGCAAAGGAAGAGCUGUCGGAGAAUUUGCACGUUAGACUGAAGUGGAUAAUGUAUAUAGAGAGGCGUCUGUACGAGGCAGACACGCGCGUCUCCAUUCACCAAGAGAGUGUGCGGCGCCUGGCUGGACUCCUGCAGGUGGUGGAGCAGAUUCACCCGCGCCCCGAGGGUCUAUGCCGCAGCCGUUCACGGAGGUGGCUCGCCGGCACGCCUUCUCCAGGGCCUUCCUGCAGGUGA